UCGCAGCCGGAGCGCAGUACGAGAAGAGAUUUCAAGAUGAGCUCAGCUCUUAUGCUAGCUGUCGUCCCACUGAUCCUGCAUUUGAUGGGCGUGGCUGUGGGCGUACCAGCGAGCACAUCACCUGCAAUACCGAAACUCAAUUCAGAGAUUGAGGUGACUACUAAGGAAAGCCCCACUGACUCAUCGACAAUCACAAGUGAACCCACCUCGGGCUUAUCUGCGUUCGAGAAGGAAUGCCAGUUUGCUUGGAAAAAGUUCUUGGUCGAUUUUGAUGUGCACUACGAUAAUUACUCCGAACUGCAAAGGCGACGAAAAGUAUUCUGCGGGAAUUGGCAAAAAGUUAGCGAUCACAAUUUAAAAUACGAUUCGGGAGUUGUCAGCUUUAGAAAGGGUAUCAACCAGUUCAGCGAUCUAACCUUUGAAGAGUGGAAAGAGAAACAAACUCCUAGACUCAAGCCAGAAAUCACGGGAGAAUCAUCAAUGGAGGAGAGCGACAAACUGAAUGGCCAGGCAGCAUGGGAAAAGCUUUUGGUAAGAUCAGCCAAGUUGUUCAAGCCAACUUUAAUUAAUUAUGCAUGUAUGAAUUACAGAUUGACUUUGGAGAAUGUGAAGUAUGAAAAAUGGGCGGAGCCCCUCAAGAAGGAUAUAAAACAGUUGACGGACCUUUACCUUGAGGAUCGACCUAGUCCCGCUCCCGAGAUUUUUAAGAAAGAGACCACUAUGUCCACCAUGUCCAAGAUAGCUGAAGAUGAUAUCAAAUGCCAAGCAGCUUGGGAGAAGUUUUUGAUUGACUUUAAGCCGAAAUAUCAAGAUGAUAAUCAAGCCAAAAAACGUCGAAAUAUAUUUUGCGACAACUGGAUUGCGAUACAAAAGCACAAUGUUCAAUUCGAUUUGGGAAAUAUUUCCUUUAAGAAGGGCAUAAAUCAGUGGAGUGAUCUUACCGUAGAAGAGUGGAAAAAGAAACAAAGACCUGCGUUUAAUCCAGAGUUUUCUGAGGUUGAAACCACUACAAAAAUAGCUAAGGAUGUAAAGGAGCAAUGUCAGACUGCAUGGAAAAAGUUUCUGGUUGACUUUAAGGUCAAAUACCAAGAUGACACAGAAACCGAAAAACGCCGGAAUAUUUUUUGUGACAACUGGAAGGCGAUUCAGGAACACAAUGUGCAGUUCGACUUGGGAGUCGAAUCUUUCAAGAAGGGCGUAAAUCAGUGGAGUGAUCUUACUGUAGAGGAGUGGAAAAACAAACAACGACCUAAAUUAGCUCCAGAACAUUAAAGAGAAGAAGCGACUACAAAAAUGAGCAAGCAGAAAAAAUUGAAAAAAAUUGUUUUAUAAAAAGUAAAUGGUUAGAAAUUGUACGGGGAGUAUUCGAUUUUGAUUUGAUUAAAUCCAAUAAUAAUAAAAUAAUCGGAUGGGAGAUACCAGCACAGA
This is a messenger RNA of Drosophila yakuba, 1428 nucleotides long. RefSeq lists its product as uncharacterized. The record is from RefSeq and is a predicted model, not a curated record. NCBI's taxonomy places the organism in Eukaryota, Metazoa, Arthropoda, Insecta, Diptera, Drosophilidae.